AUGAAAGAUCUAAACAGAAAUGGAUUGUCCACCUACUCAGCCUCCGAGAUUCGCGACUAUUAUCUCGCAGCAGCCAACCGUUGGCGAGGUGUUUGUUCGGGCGCAGCCAUUGGACGGUCACACCCAGCGGUCACCGCGCCCCGCCUCUACCGUGACUCUACCAUCGACGAGCCGACGACGUUCUACGAGCGCGGUCGGGCUACGUCCCUACGCGCGUCCGUCCCGCUCGCUCUUGUACACCCUCACAAGAGCGACAGGGACAGCGACGCCGUAAGCCGCGAU
This is a messenger RNA of Iphiclides podalirius (scarce swallowtail), 282 nucleotides long. Lineage: Eukaryota; Metazoa; Arthropoda; Insecta; Lepidoptera; Papilionidae. The record is from the annotation of a GenBank genome assembly.